AGUUUCUCCGCUCGGUUCAACAUGGACUCUCUGAAUUUUCUGCUUUUUCUUGCAGUCAGCGCCUCCACAGUGAAAGUUUCUUUUCAAGGGGCUAACCAGCGCAGACUGUAUGCAGACCUGAUGCGUGACUACAAUCCACUGGUGAGACCGGUUAAAAAUGACUCCCAGAGUCUCACUGUUAACUUCGGCCUCACCCUCAUGCAGAUCAUGGAUGUGGAUGAGAAGAACCAGAUUUUGACAACCAACAUUUGGCUUCAUCUGUACUGGGAUGAUUGUUACCUCCAGUGGAAUACAUCAGAGUAUCCAGGUGUGACCAGUGUGAGAUUUCCUGACCAUCUCAUUUGGAAGCCAGACAUUCUGCUGUAUAACAGUGCUGAUGAAAGAUUUGAUGCCACUUUCCACACCAACAUUUUGGUCAACCAUUCAGGCGGCUGUUCCUACUUACCUCCAGGGAUCUUCAAGAGCACCUGCCACAUCGACGUGCGCUGGUUCCCCUUUGAUGUCCAGAGAUGCGACCUGAAGUUUGGCUCCUGGACAUACGGAGGCUGGUCUCUGGACUUGAAGAUGGUGGAGGCGGAUAUCAGCAGCUACAUCGCCAACGGAGAGUGGGAUCUUGUCGAGGUUCCAGGGCAGAAAAACGAUCGUUAUUAUGACUGCUGCAUGGAGCCGUACCCUGAUGUCACAUUCACUGUCGUGAUGCGGAGACGGACCCUCUACUACGGCCUCAACCUGCUCAUCCCGUGUGUCCUGAUCUCCACUUUGGCCCUGCUCGUCUUCCUUCUGCCUGCUGACUCUGGAGAGAAGAUCUCACUGGGCAUUACAGUCCUGCUCUCCCUGACGGUCUUUAUGCUGCUGGUUGCAGAGAUUAUGCCCGCCACAUCGGACUCGGUGCCUUUAAUAGCUGAGUACUUUGCCACUACCAUGGUCAUCGUCGGUCUCUCGGUAAUUGCUACAGUUCUCGUCUUACAAUAUCACCAUCACGACCCUGACGGAGGCAAGAUGCCGAAGUGGACCCGUGUGAUCCUGCUGAACUGGUGUGCGUGGUUCCUGCGCAUGAAGCGCCCAGGUGAGGAGCGGGUACGUUCAGCCUGUCACAACAAGGCUCCACGAAACAGCCUGACCAGCAUGGACCUCAACGCCAGCGCCUCAGCCUCCCAAUCCACCAACGGCAACAUGCUUUAUGUUGGCGUCCGUGGCCUGGAGAGCCUCCACUACUCCACAGCCGCCACCUCGCCCGACUCCGGGGUCCUCUGUGGACGGCUGGUUACACGAGCAGGUGAAGAAGAGAUGCUCCUUCCCGCAGCUCAGAGUGCUUCGGUGAGCAGCGUGGAACCAGAGCUGGCCAAAAUCCUGGACGAGGUGCGCUACAUUGCCAAACGCUUCCGUGACCAAGACGAGGACGAGUCGGUGUGCAAUGAGUGGAAAUUUGCUGCGUCUGUUAUUGACAGGCUUUGUCUCAUGGCGUUCUCACUCUUCACCAUCCUCUGCACCAUCGGGAUCCUCAUGUCAGCACCCAACUUUGUCGAGGCCAUUUCCAAAGACUUUUUCACUUAAGGACUUAAGUAGGAAAACAAAAAUUAAAAGCAUAUACCAAUCUCUCUUAUCACAGAGUACCCAUUUGUUAACCAUGGGGCGGUAAUUUGGAUACAGUUAAGUCUGUUUUAUCGCCAAAUCUUCAACUAUACAUGAAAAAAAGUCAAAUUGAGGACAUGUACAGUAAUUCCGGUAAAGUGUAUGGAAUACAUAAAUAGUUCACAGGUCCAGUGUGUAGGAUUUAGUUCACACUGGAGAAGUUUAAGAUCUGCAACCUCACAGCUAGAUGCCGCUAAAUCCUACACACUGGACCUUUAUAGAAACACUCAGUAUGUUUACAUGAUGUUAGAAAAAGUCAAAUUAUUGUGUUAGACCCAGAAGUCAAACAGCAAAAAUUCAGAGAAGAAAGCCGGGAAAAACAAAAGAAGAAAAAAAAGGAAGAAAACGAAACAAGACAAAGGUAUCGAGAAAAAGUAGUAGAGUACGUACAAACUUUACAGCAUCGAAAGGUUAUCCAUGUUUUUUUACUGUUCGACAUGCAACCUGUUUGCUGCUUUCUAACUUUUUUGGUUUGUGAUGUAAUAGGUCGAACUAGAAGAAGGUCCAACAGCAGCUAUCUGUAAGGGGGCGUAUCAUCACCUACCGUGGCAGAGCUGACAUACUUCUGUCAGUAAAUCAUUUCUCCCUCAGUGUUUGUUUCCUGGAACAGGGACAGUAUGAAUGGCCUAACUGAGCAAUAACCAAACUGUGCAUGUAAACAUACUGAGUGUGCAAGAUGUAGGGGGAAUUAGUGACAUCUAGUGAUGAGGAUUACAGAU
Molecule: messenger RNA, 2351 nt
Organism: Plectropomus leopardus (leopard coralgrouper)
Lineage: Eukaryota; Metazoa; Chordata; Actinopteri; Perciformes; Serranidae
Gene: chrna7a
Product: cholinergic receptor, nicotinic, alpha 7a (neuronal)
Biological process (GO): monoatomic ion transmembrane transport
Cellular component (GO): postsynaptic membrane
Molecular function (GO): acetylcholine-gated monoatomic cation-selective channel activity; transmembrane signaling receptor activity
Source: RefSeq, a predicted model, not a curated record